This is a messenger RNA of Entamoeba invadens IP1, 2178 nucleotides long. RefSeq lists its product as hypothetical. Gene Ontology annotation, biological process: mitotic chromosome condensation. Gene Ontology annotation, cellular component: condensed chromosome; condensin complex. The record is from RefSeq and is a predicted model, not a curated record. The transcript has a single exon. The coding region runs from base 1 to 2178 and encodes 725 amino acids. NCBI's taxonomy places the organism in Eukaryota, Evosea, Mastigamoebida, Endamoebidae.
AUGCCAAAACACCACAAAACGACAACAGACGAAAGUGAUGAGAUUGAAGAUGUCGAAACGUCGUCUCAUGUUGUCAAGACCAAAGUGUUAACAAUGAGUCGAAUGCAGUCGAUAUUAACAAAAGUUCAAGCGUUAUCACAUUACUCACAUUAUAUAACGGAAUUAACUGAAGAUUAUAAUACCAACAAAGACAAAUUUGACACCGUUUAUAAAGGGGUGGUAGGACAACUUUUAAAACUCAAAUUAAAGUCAAAACCGGUGUUAAAGGUACUCAACUUUCUAGUUGAAUUGGCCGUUGCUCCCGACUCCCCUCUCACCGAGUACACUUUGAAACUUCAUUCACAAUUAACUGCAGCCGCUGAUGUCAUUGUUCGACAGCGAUCCAUUUAUAUUGUCAUGCGCGUCUUAAACUCGUUGCCCGACAACUUCACGUUACCCGAAGAUUUACACGACGAAGUCCAACAGCAACUCGUCGAACGACUCAAAGACAAGUCCGCGGACGUUCGAGUGUACUCCGCACUGUCACUGAAAAGGUUCCACACAAGACAACUGGCGGAGUCUUUGUCGGACCCAAGAGCACAAGUAGUGGUCGCCGCACUACAGUCGAUUGCGAUUGAUGAGACUACCAUAGUCCCUAUUAUUAGACUAACUGGCGAUAUGAGAAACACUGUCAGGGAAUACGCGUUUAAAACAGUUCAAAAUAUCCCGAUUAGUAGUAUCACAAUCACUUCGUUGUGUUAUAUAUUACUCCACGGGUUGUGCGAGGACAACACUAAGUGUAAGUCGGCGUUCGAGGAACUUGUCGUGUUUUGGGUGAAACAACUGGGGUAUGAAGAGUUCUUAGUCAAAAUAUCGGAGGCUACGAUCCCCGCGUUACCUCCAGGGGAAGCUGACAAUCGGUCGGAUUUCGAAAGGUAUAGCUCUAUGAUAUUAAAUUGUGUUGAUUUAGUUUCUCGAUUGUGUGAGGGGGUUGCUGGUGUUGAAUUAAGUGGGAGUGACAGUGAAGUGAUAGUGAGAAGUGCUGUACUGAUUCAAGCGUAUAACAAAGAUCCGACCAUCGAAAUGCCCGACUCGAAAGUAAUAAUCAAAGCGUUUGAGAAUAGAGGGGAGCUCUGUUUAUAUUUUCUUUUGGAACUUUUGGACUGCGUGAAUUGCGAAACGUUCAAUGUGUUGGAAGUUGUGAGAAACAAAAGGAAGGAGGUAGUCGAAGUGGGUUGUCGAGUGUUGGUACGUAUUGAUGAGUCUGAUCACUUCGGUCAAAUAUGUGAUGAACUCAAGUUGAUAGAGGAAGACGCGCAGAACGUGUUAUUACACAGCUACUACAUCAUUUGUAUCGAAAAGAAUUACAUCUUACCAGAACAAUUUCUUGAUUAUCAUGUUGCGAAAUACAUGAAGCUUCUUGGGAGUAGUGAAGAAAGUGAGAGAGUGGAGACCAUGGAAUUCAUUGGAUUGACUGCUUUAGUGAAUGUGGAGGAUGGGCAGAAAUAUGAGACGAUCUUUAGGGCUGGGUUGACCAAAGACACCGACCAAGUCCGUGUGAUGGGGGCGAACUGUUUGAUUGAUUUGUAUUUACUUUCGCAUAAGAAAGUAACGAACGAAAUUCGCGAGGAACUGAACGAUGCAUUACUCUCACUUGACGCCGAAUUUUCCGUUGACAUCACAAAGAAUAUCAUUCGGUUGUAUUUGAAUGGGGGAAUUGACAUUUCGGAGGAGAGAGAGGAUAUCUGCUUAGCGAAGACACUGAUGUCUAUGUUGAUUCGGUCACCAGAAGGAAGUGUAAUACGCGUUGUCUUGUACUCAUUCUUUGUGUGUUACUCAUUACGCGAGGAUGGGAUGAAAUUAUAUGAAAUGUGUUUGGAUGAAGCAGGCCCGGAGCUUGAAAAGAUCACAGAAGUUUAUGUCCCAAUGUUGGCCCAAGAGCAUUCGGAAGUCCACGAACACGUCUUGGAUAUGUGUAUCCAGCGCCUUGGUGUGUGGAGUAAAGACGAGGAAAAAUACCCGGACGAGACGCUUUCCACCUUGAUUAAUGUGUUUUACUUACUUGAUUACUCCGGCCGCACAAAAGAAAUGAAGGAAAUCGUCGUCGAUCGACUCAAAGUAAUUGAAACGCAACGGAAUUCUCAAAGACUCAAAGAGGAGUUGGACGAACUCAUUCAGCGGUUUGAGGAGUUGGAUUGA